Papaver somniferum (opium poppy) is the source of this 903-nucleotide messenger RNA. RefSeq lists its product as uncharacterized. Gene Ontology annotation, molecular function: nucleic acid binding; RNA-DNA hybrid ribonuclease activity. The record is from RefSeq and is a predicted model, not a curated record. Lineage: Eukaryota; Viridiplantae; Streptophyta; Magnoliopsida; Ranunculales; Papaveraceae. The transcript has a single exon. The coding region runs from base 1 to 903 and encodes 300 amino acids.
AUGGCUAUGUUUCCUGGAGAAGGUGAUGACGAGAUUCACGACCAAGUACCGGGGGAGGUAGCUUCCCCCGAUUUUAACAAGCCUUGGACCAUGUUUUUUGAUGGAUCGUUGUAUGAUACCGUCGGAGGAGAAGGAGUAGUGUUCGAAGAACCACAAGGAGAAUUGAUGUCAUACUCAUUCAAUCUGGACUUCCCUUGCAGUAAUAAUGUUUCCGAAUACGAAGCUUUAAUUCUAGAGCUCAGAAUGGCUAAGGAGAUUGGCUUUGGAGGCGUCGAGAUAAGAGGUGACUCAAGGUUGGUAACUAACCAAGUUAAUGGGGACUUCCACGUCAAAGAUCCGCAUUUAUCUCCAUACCGAGCAGAGGCUCAAAACUUGAUAAGUCAAACAGGGUCGACCCUAGAUCAUACGGGCAGAGGCAAGAAUAAACACGCAGAAUCCCUAGCAACACUAGAUAGAAAGAUACAGCUGAACGAUAAGGAAGAGGGCACAGUAACAGUUAGAAGGAAAGAGUUUCCUAGCACUUGGAAAGAAGACAUCGCCUUUGAAGAGGCAGAUUAUUGGAGGCAGACUUACAUCGACGAUCUGACCAGAAUGGAGGAUGAUCGUGUAAUACCUACUCAAACUCUGAAACAAUUCGUCUUGAUCCAAGGAGCUCUUUAUUAUCGAGCAACAAGGGGAUCUCUCGCCAGGUGCGUAAACAAGAGAGAAGCGGAAAAAAAAUACUCCAGGAGAUACAAGCGACAACAUGUGGGCAACCCGCAGCAGUUCACCUCUACAGAAAGCUUCAGAGGAGAGGAAUAUACUGUCUUAGUAUGUCAGCGCAAGAAGCGGCCCUCCAGGACAGUUGCGCUGAUUUCCAAGCCCCACCACAACCCGCCGAGGUCUGCACAGUCGACGGGGUAG